This is a messenger RNA of Encephalitozoon hellem ATCC 50504, 1944 nucleotides long. RefSeq names its product threonyl-tRNA synthetase. Gene Ontology annotation, biological process: threonyl-tRNA aminoacylation. The record is from RefSeq and is a predicted model, not a curated record. Gene Ontology annotation, molecular function: ATP binding; threonine-tRNA ligase activity. Lineage: Eukaryota; Fungi; Microsporidia; Unikaryonidae. The transcript has a single exon. Gene Ontology annotation, cellular component: mitochondrion; cytoplasm. The coding region runs from base 1 to 1944 and encodes 647 amino acids.
AUGUAUGAUGAGAUUAAGUUGAAGGUAGAGUUUGAAGGAAAGAACCUAGAGGUUAAACAAGGGGAAACGCCAUAUGACAUUCUCUGUAACCAUUGCAAAGACAGAAAGGACGUCAUAUCCUGUAAAAUAGACGGGGUUUACUCUGACAUGUCAACAGAGAUACUAAAGGAUUGCAAGUUAGAGUUCCUAACGUUUGAAGAUGACGGUGCCAGAGAAAUCUUUUGGCACUCUUCUGCACAUAUACUAGGAAAUGCCCUUGUGAAUCUUUAUCCCGACGCAAAGCUAGUGCAUGGGCCACCUGUUGAGGAAGGAUUUUUCUACGAUGUUGACAUAAAAGAGCCUAUUUCGUCUGGAGAUUAUAAAAAGAUUGAAAUGGAGAUGACAAGGAUCAUGAAGAAGAACUAUAAGUUUGAGAAAGUAAUUAAGAGCAAAGAGGAACUCCUUGAUGCCUACAAAGAUAAUCCUUGCAAAACGCAUUUCAUUAUGAAAGGAGUUGACAAGGAAAGCUCUGUGUACAAAAACGGAGACUUCUUUGACAUGUGCUUGGGGCCCCAUAUCAGAUCGACAGGUGUUGUCAAGGCUGUAAAGGUUCUUAAGAAUAGCUCGGCCUAUUUCCUCAACGACCCAAGCCUGAAGUCUCUUCAGAGGAUUUAUGCUAUCACGUUUCCCUCUAAGGACAUGCUGGAAGAGUAUUUGAAGAAGAAAGAGGAGGCAAAAGAAAGAGACCACAGGAAGAUAGGGACCGAGCUCGAUCUUUUUUUCUUUUCGAAAUAUUCUCCAGGGUCGUGCUUCUUUUUGCCCAACGGAGCCAUCAUGUAUAACACGUUGAUUGAGUUUCUGAGGGAGGAAUAUAGGAAAAGGGGGUUCAAAGAGGUUAUAACGCCAAAUAUUUUCUGCACAAAGCUUUGGGAGGAAAGCGGGCAUCUUCAGAACUAUAAGGAAAACAUGUUCAUGAUUGAAGGGGACGACUUUGCAUUGAAACCCAUGAACUGUCCUGGGCAUUGUGUGAUGUUCAAGCACCAGGACCACAGUUUUAGAGACCUUCCUCUAAGGUUUGCAGACUUCGGUGUCUUGCACAGAAAUGAGCUUAGUGGAACUCUUACAGGAUUAACAAGGGUAAGGCGAUUUCAGCAGGACGAUGCACACAUAUUCUGCACCAGGGAUCAGGUCAAAAGUGAAAUCAAAGGGUGUCUUGAGUUCUUGAGUUUCGUCUACGGGGUCUUUGGAUUCAAAUUUGAGCUUGUACUAAGCACAAGGCCAGAAAAGUACUUGGGGUCUAUUGAAGAGUGGGACAGAGCAGAAAGGGCUCUUGCCGAGGCUAUGGAUGAAAGUGGAAUGGUGUUUAAGAUUAAUGAAGGGGACGGUGCAUUCUAUGGCCCCAAGAUCGAUAUCACGCUCCACGACGCUCUGGACAGACGAAUACAGUGCGCAACGAUUCAGCUAGACUUCCAGCUUCCUCAAAGAUUUGAGCUCAAGUACCGUGACAGUGAUGGGCAAUGCAGGACCCCCGUUAUAAUACAUCGUGCGAUCCUCGGGAGCAUCGAAAGAAUGAUUGCCAUUAUUCUUGAAAGCUUUGGAAAGAGGUUACCGUUUUGGAUAUCGCCAAGACAGAUAGCGAUCGUAAACAUGGGAAAUCUUGACUACGUUGAGAAAAUAAGGUCUGUGCUUGGUAGAUUCAGAGUUGAUGUGAUUGACGAUGGCAAUACAUUGAACAAGAGGAUAAGAACUGCUGAAACAAGCGGAUAUUCUCUUGUAUGUGUAGUUGGAGAGAAGGAAGCAAGGGCAAACGAGGUAAAUGUAAGGCUCUGUAAGGUCGAAAAAUCUUCCAAGUCUACCAAGAACAUCGGUCUCUAUGAACUCAAAAACAUUUUGGAUAGGAUGGCCGAUGAGAGAGUCGAGCUUGAAGAUGUCCUGCUCAUUGAUAGGAUCUCUAUCAGCAACUAA